UACGGUUCGGCGGGUUCGGGCACUUCGCCUUCGGGCCCGCUCGUUGGCAGACAGGCAGGAACGAGGCUCAAGUGUCACGUGUCGUCGCGAAUGUGACUGUACCGCCCGCACCGGACUGUCACCCUUGAAAAAACGUACGUAUACACUGUAAAUUGACAAUCAACUCAUCCUCUGCACAGUGACCAUGGGCUUGCAGGAUACAGUGUACACGGUGGUCACUACGCCGCUUAAUGUAAUUUACAAAACGAGCGCGGGGACCGUCUCGUACGCCUGGAACGCGGCUACGGCGGCAACCAACUAUCUGGGAGUGAAGCCGAAAGUUGAGGUGAAAAUGGCCACGCCGGUACCCCUUUGGAAAUUGGCCGCCGCCAGCGGUCCAUACGUGAGACUCGCGGCUCUCAGCGGCGCAGCGGCUGUGAUCCUCGGCGCCGUCGGAUCCCACCGGCAUUACCCCAAGGACGAGGUGGGGCAGGAGCAACGCCGCAUCUUCGAAACGGCGAAUCGAUAUCAUUUUAUACAUACUUUGGCACUGCUCGGAUUACCGAUGUGCAGAGUCCCAACCGUGGCCGCUACAUUCAUAUUGUCUGGAAUCAUAUUGUUUUGCGGCAGUUGUUACUACACUGCAUUCACCAAUAACAGAAAGUUCAGUGCAACGACGCCGAUUGGAGGAUUUUGUUUUAUAUUAGCGUGGUGCAGCAUGUUCUUGUAAAUAUCGUUGUAAAAAUAAGAGUUUUCGUACUUGGAAAACAAAUGAGAAGAGAUAAGUCCAACGGCACAAGAAAAAGGAGGCAAUAUAUGAUAGCGUUAAGAGAAGUGUGGAUUAAAAAAUUUUUACAAGAGAAAAGGAAAAAGAAACGUCUAAAAGACGCAAAUAAGAUUUUCAAAUGUGAAUAUCAAUGGAUGUACUCGGUAAUUAUAAUCGAUUUUAUUUCUCAGAAGGUACCGGAGGUAAAAGUAAAUAAAAAAUAUAAUUUUACGAU
This is a messenger RNA of Vollenhovia emeryi, 980 nucleotides long. RefSeq names its product transmembrane protein 256-like. NCBI's taxonomy places the organism in Eukaryota, Metazoa, Arthropoda, Insecta, Hymenoptera, Formicidae. The record is from RefSeq and is a predicted model, not a curated record. Bases 185 to 709 code for a protein of 174 amino acids. The transcript is spliced from 4 exons.